Messenger RNA from Drechmeria coniospora, 2874 nucleotides. RefSeq lists its product as uncharacterized. The record is from RefSeq and is a predicted model, not a curated record. NCBI's taxonomy places the organism in Eukaryota, Fungi, Ascomycota, Sordariomycetes, Hypocreales, Ophiocordycipitaceae. The transcript is spliced from 3 exons. The coding region runs from base 1 to 2874 and encodes 957 amino acids.
AUGCUCAAAACAACGACGGAGACGGGAGAUAUCGGGCUCUUCUCCAUCAAGGCUGGAGUGUCACCAGCGACGUACAGCCAUCCCCCACGAAAACGACUACACUUGGCCGACGCUGGCCCUUUGCCACUGCCUCGUGCCAGGUUGUAUGACGAUGCAAACUACCCGGAUGACUACAGGCGUUUCCGGUCCUAUCGGGAUACAACUUCCGAGAUCAUCUCUCUGUACGGGUCCGACAACCAGCAGUACUGGCUUCAGGCCUCUCCUCCUCUGUUCCUGGAUGAAUUUCCGCGGUCCUACUCGUUGACACCAUGCAGUUCCAGGCAGAUGCCGUUCCAAAAGUUUUCGGGUACGCUACAGAGUCAUGCAAAUGCUGGCCUGCAGCGCCCUCGAUCCCCUUUCCCCUAUCCAACUCGUUUGAAACGGCCCGGCGUUCGGCCUGCGUCCCCCGCACUUGCUGAGAAUGGCGGUAUCGACUAUAGCCGAAUGGUUGAGCUUGACCGAGUGUCCCAGCGAACUGUACACGGGUCCUACAAACCAAGUUAUGCUCACGGGUCUCGACGUCCUCCGCCACUCUCUCUCCGCGCGGAGGCCAACAGAUCAACUGCUUCCCUGCCCUUGCGAUCCUCUCCAGGGUCGUGCCACUUUAGCUCAGGCCCAGGUCGGAUUCGCACUCCAGGCUCUGCCAUAUCCGCCAUCUCAAGAUCAUACGAUAGGCAGCAUGCCGGCUCAUUCGAUCAGAGUGUGCGAUCUGCAAGUCUCACCUCCAUCGUGGAAAUGUAUCAGAGACCCACGACGGCCUGCAGCACUGGCCAGCCCCUCCGUUCUGCGGGUUCGUUUUAUUACGACUAUAGUGAGGAGUUUGACAAGCCAGCGCCUUUGAACCCCUUUGCCGAGUUGGAAGCUCCAAUUUGCCCAAUUCCCCAACGAGCUGGAAGCAGCAUCCAGCCGAUGGUACUCAGGGACGACACACAGGCUCACCUGGAUACAGAUACGAGCCCCGAUGGCGAUUUGCAUUUGCCAAGGUGUCGACAAGGUGAGUCUGCCGCGAUCAACAUCAUGGGUUCGGAUGCUCGUCGACGACACCGUCACGAUCACUCUAUCCGCAGCAUAGACGAUGUCUUGUUGAAUGCCGUCGAUGCGAAACCACCUCAGAUGGAAAUUUCAGCCAACACGGACGAUUUUGACGAGUCUUGUCUGACAGAACUACUUGGUGGACACGAUGAUACGCCCUCUGCUCCGUCUGCCAGCGAGCCGAGUGUGAUCAAUCGGCAGGGGCUUGCGGCGCGUCCCAAGGGCGAGCCGACUGGCGAUGGCGAAAACAUUCCGGCAUCACAAGCAGGGGUAUGGCGACGUUCAAAGGCGCUGGGAUCCGGGUCGGAGCCUCCCGAGUGCUUCCAGACCAAGCGUGCCUCUUCCUCGAAUCGCAAACCGUUUCGAUGCACGCCUGAAUGCACGCUUGAUCCUGCCAUGUCGGAAUUUGCCUCUCUCUUUUCCUCGUUUGACGGACAGGCGACGACGACACCAAGUGCAAGCAGAGGCGAAGAAGUGGCCAAGGAAAGAAGCUGCGCGCUGUCUUCGAGCCAUGGCGACAUCAAGGCUGGCAGGUUGCCAGAACCGCAUAGUCGUCACCCCUCUGUCCGACUGGCCAAGGUAGCGACAGCAGAUGUCGAUGCUGUGCACAAAAGGCGACACCGCCGCAACGCCGCGGCGACGAGAAUUGAUACAGACGGACUGGCCGACAUCGGAGCCGCGCUGGAUCUCGCUCCGCCUGAAAGUGAGAUGGCCAUUCUGUCGCCGGAGCCUAUCUCUCCGGCGGGCCAGCUGAGGGUAAAGCACAGCAUCCCGCAACUGAUGAAAGCGUUACCUCCAUUACCCCGGGAGGCGAAUGGGACACCAGAUGCGGCCCGCCUGGACGAGGCGCAUGGCCAUGAUGGGUCGGAAACACUUGCGCCCUCCAAGGCAUCCACUGCCGGUAAUGGCUUUCGCGGCACGGAACGCUCGUCGGACGAAUCUGGUCCCCUAGUGUUGGCGGGAGUCCCAACGGCGAUGCAAGAGAAUCCCGUUGUGAGGACAUCGACGUCUCAAGUCUCGCAAGUUGGGAGCCUUUCCAAGGGUUUCAAAAAAGACCAGGUCAAGCAUCUGGGACCGAAUGGGUCCUCUGGGGGGAAGCGGCUGAAACUCAAGAUCUCCCGUAACCAGCUCGGGCAAGCUCGGUCCGGGCACAAAGCAUUGAUGUUUCGUAGCAACCGGUUGAAGCAAUGCAAUUCACUUGCAGAUUUAGCAGCACAAUCGACGCGUACCAUGUCGGCUGCAAGACUGUACACGCGGGAACUGGAACACCGACCGAAGCAAGCGGUGGCAGGCGGGGCGUCGGGUUCUUCGGAGGCUCGAGACGGGCGUACACCGACAGAUGCACAGCUAGCUGAUCCUUCAACUCAAGCGUCUGACCAGCUCCACGUUCCGUACCCACCGUCACCGGACAAGUUGUGCAGGCUUCUGCGAUCAAGCGGCUCAACGAGCAGGGCGGCGCUAAACGAGAUGCGCAGCUUCAGCUCGGAUGUACAUCACGUCAGGCAUCGAGGAGUUCGGCAGAAGUUAUCUGUGUGGCGGCUGCGCUUCACGGGAGCACCAUCGACUGCGGCAUGGAAAAAGACGGAGAUGGCGGUGUUGCUCAGUGACGGCGAGAAAGCCAGGCCAGUAAGUGCCAAUGACAAAUUUCCUCGCCCGGAUGCGGCCGAGAUGAAGGGGCCGUCGAUGUCAACUCGAUCGGAAAGAGUCGGCGGGAGGGUGCGAAGAUGGGCCAGCGACGCCAAAGAAGCGGUGCGCUCGUACAUGCGACGAACUUUGGAUCGAUCGUCGCGAUUGAGUGGAUGA